This is a messenger RNA of Dreissena polymorpha, 2538 nucleotides long. Its product is annotated as NADP-dependent oxidoreductase domain-containing protein 1-like. NCBI's taxonomy places the organism in Eukaryota, Metazoa, Mollusca, Bivalvia, Myida, Dreissenidae. Gene Ontology annotation, molecular function: pyrroline-5-carboxylate reductase activity. Gene Ontology annotation, biological process: L-proline biosynthetic process. The record is from RefSeq and is a predicted model, not a curated record. Bases 13 to 1101 code for a protein of 362 amino acids. The transcript is spliced from 5 exons.
CGUAGAAACAAAAUGGCGCUUGCAACGCGUCUUCAACAACCAGUAGAAGAUAAAACUCCUAUUGAUAUAACCAGUAAUCUGCCCUCGUUACAAUUUGAAAGCGCGUUAUCGAGUGCGGAGAAGGAGUUACAAUACCUUAGGAAGCGGGCACAUUGUCUGACUGUCACUUCUUGUGCACACGCCACUUUCCUGGUCUCAAUUCUAAAUGAAGCAAGGCAACUAAAAAAAAACUUAAAAAGUCCAUUGAAAAGAUCCAAAAGAAUAUUACAAGAUCCCAGUUUACGAGACCCUUUGAAAAUUGGCAUACUUGGAUGUGGGCGCCUAGGAAGUCAGCUUGCCCACAGUUUGAUCACAUUUGGAAACAUUGAUCCUGAAGACAUUAAAGUUUCAACUAGGAGACCAGAAACAUUAGAGUACCUGUUAAACAAGGGUGUUGACUGUUUCCACGACAAUGUCAAGCUGGUGACCACAUCACACAUAGUGUUCUUGUGCGUCCUACCAUCCCAGGUUCCUGCGAUUUCUGAGGAAGUGAAGGCUCACAUCCCUCCAAGUCUGUUCCUCUACAGUUUUGCCAGUUCAAUGCCAGCCCGCAAGCUUAGUCAGCUAUUCAAAACAACAAAUAUCAUCCGGCCUGAUUACAUUUGGGAUGAUGCUAAUAAAAAUGUAGCCUGGGACUUCACAAUCAAUGUUAGUUCAGCUUUAGAAAACAAGAGUAUUGUGGCAGCAACUUGUCCACUCAGAAGAGAACCAACGGUGAUCUCGACCAGUCAAAAGACUGCAGAGCUGAUGAUAUUUGUGUUUGUGAACAUGUGCACGCACCUGAGGCUGAGCAAGUACGAGGUUCUUGAGAUGCUGCACAUUAUCCUCUUCAACAACAUUCCCGAGUGUCAGCUGCAGCUUCAUGACUUCAUCAGGAAAUCUGCAGAUAAGGAUGAAAUGUUUCCCCCAUUCGACCUGAUCAAGGUGCUCGAUAGUCACACAGCGGUCUUAAAGCGACUGAACCAAUAUGAGCCGCUGUGGGAGGCAUAUGUGCACAAGUACAGUCACGUGUUUGAGGACUACUUGAAACAAAAACUCUACAAUGAGAUGUAUAAAACAUAACUGUGCGGAUAAUGUGGUUUUGAUACAUACAAGACCCAUUCUGGAAAAACUGGGCUUAAUGCAUGAAGUGUUGCCCCAGAUUAGCCUGUGCAUACUGCACAGGCUGUUCAGGGACAACACUUUCUGCCUAAAUUGUAUUUUCAUGCAGAAGAGACCUUCUUUAAGCAAAAAUUAUAUUACAGCGGAAAGCAUCGUCCCUGAUUUGCCUGUGCAGAAUGCACAGGCUUAUUUGGGAUGAUACUUUACAAACUUGCAUAAAGCCCAGUUUUUCUAGAGCGCGUCUCGUAGUUAUUAUGUUUUGUAAUUAUUGGUUGAUUGGAUGUAGGCUUAAGCAGCAUAAAACAAAGAAAGCUGAUGAUAAAUUUUGGCCUUUAAAUUGAGUGAACUCAUUUUAUUGUUGACUAGGAAUAUCAUUUAAUUAUAAUACUUUUAUUGCACUUUUUAGCUCACCUGUCACGAAGUGACAUGGUGAGCUUAUGUGACCAUGUGAUGUCUGGCGUCCGUAUGUGUGUGCGUGCGUGCGUGUGUGCGUCAACUAUUUGUUUGUGUAUACAGUAGAGGUCACAGUUUUCAUCCAAUCUUUAUGAAAUUUGGUCAGAAUGUUUAUCUUGAUGAAAUCUGGGUUGGGAUUGUAUUUGGGUCAUCUGGUGUCAAAAACUAGGUAACUAGGUCAAAAACUAGGUCAAAAAGUAGAAAAACCUUGUGUAGACAGUAGAGAUCACAGUUUUCAUCCAAUCUUUAUGAAAUUUGGUCAGAAUGUUUAUCUUGAUAAAAUCUGGGUUGGGAUUGUAUUUGGGUAAUCUGGGGUCAAAAAACUAGGUCACUAGGUCAAAAACUAGGUCAAAUAAAAGAAAAACCUUGUGUAGACAAUAGAGGUCGCACUUUUCAUCCAAUCUUUAUGAAAUUUGGUCAGAAUGUUUAUCUUGAUAAAAUCUGGGUUGGGAUUGUAUUUGGGUAAUCUGGGGUCAAAAACUAGGUCACUAGGUCAAAAACUAGGUCAAAUAAUAGAAAAACCUUGUGUAGACAAUAGAGGUCGCAGUUUUCAUCCAAUCUUUAUAAAAUUUGGUCAGAAUGUUUAUCUUGAUGAAAUCUAGGUUGGGAUUGUAUUUGAGUCAUCUGAGGUCAAAAACUAGGUCACUAGGUCAAAUUAUAGAAAAACGGUCAACAAUUUGUUUGUGUAGACAGUAGAGGUCACAGUUUUCAUCCAAUCUUUAUGAAAUUUGGUCAGAAUGUUUAUCUUGAUGAAAUCUGGGUUAGGAUUGUAUUUGGGUCAUCUGGGGUAAAAAAACUAUGUCACUAGGUAAAAAACUAGGUCACUAGGUCAAAUAAUAGAAAAACCUUAUGUAGACAAUAGAGGUCACAGUUUUCAUCCAAUCUUUAUCAAAUUUGAUCAGAAUGUUUAUCUUGAUGAAAUCUGGGUUGGGAUUGUAUUUGGGU